Phytophthora sojae is the source of this 1119-nucleotide messenger RNA. RefSeq lists its product as hypothetical. NCBI's taxonomy places the organism in Eukaryota, Oomycota, Peronosporomycetes, Peronosporales, Peronosporaceae. The transcript has 2 exons. Gene Ontology annotation, molecular function: protein binding. The record is from RefSeq and is a predicted model, not a curated record. Bases 1 to 1119 code for a protein of 372 amino acids.
AUGCAAGUGCUCAUCAAGUAUGCCGAUAGCGAAGAGUAUCUCUCUGAAAUGGCGCGCUUAGGUGCAGUCGCUGUGUUGGUUUUGCUACUGAUGCGAGCCCAGUCCGAGCAGCAGAAGACGAACGCUGUUCGAAUGCUCGGAAAUCUUGCGAUCGAUGAUAUUCAGUCUAAGCAAAUUACCGAGCAAGGAUCCAUCCCGUACCUUGUAUCUCUACUGAAAAGCGGGACUGAGGAACAAAAGUGCUGGGCAGCAUUCACACUCUGGAAAAUUACAGCUUGUGAGGCGAACCGUGACGAAAUUGUCCGGGAAGGAGCUAUACCGCCCUUGGUCGAGUCGCAACGUAGUUCAAACGACGGGCUCAAGCUGAACGCGGUCCGUGCACCAGGAAACCUUACUGUUAAUGAUGAUCAUCGGGCAGAACUUUCGCGAGAGGGAGCCAUCCCCCCACUAGUUGAGCUGCUGCGGACUGGAACUGAGGAGCACAAAAAGAAUGCGCUGCGUCAAAUGGGCCAAGAACGCGCUAUAUCAGCGCUGAUUCCACUUCUCCAGACCGGAGGCGAAGAAAUCAAAGCAAAUGCUGCUCGAACGCUGGGUAAUCUUGCCACCAACGAUGCGUGCCGAGCUGAAAUUAUGCGGGAAGGAGCUGUUCCGCGUCUCAUGGAGCUGCUCAAAGGUGGCACAGAGCACGAGAAGACCAACGCACUUCGAGUAAUCGGUAAUUUGUCCACUGACGACUCGUACCGAGCUGAGAUCGCGCGGGAAGAGGCUGUCAACGCUCUCAUCACCUUAGUGCAAAGCGGGACUCCGGAACAGAAGCGGCUAGCGGCGUACGCGCUCGCUCGUCUCAGCAACACGCACGCCAUUUGCGCCGAGGUAUUCCGUAGUGGGGCAGUGCCGCCGCUUGUGACGCUGCUGCAGCUUGGAACCGACGAGCAGAAGACCAACGCAAUCAGGGCACUUGGCAACCUCGCGACCACCGACGCACACCGCGUGGAGAUCACCCGGGCUGGAGCUGUCCCGCUGCUCAUCGCCCUCACGAGCAGCGGUAACGACGAGCAGAAGAUGAGCGCUGCAAAAGCCCUCAAACACUUGGACACAGGCUGCUGCUGCAUCUCUUAG